Guyanagaster necrorhizus is the source of this 840-nucleotide messenger RNA. RefSeq lists its product as uncharacterized. The record is from RefSeq and is a predicted model, not a curated record. Bases 1 to 840 code for a protein of 279 amino acids. The transcript has 5 exons. NCBI's taxonomy places the organism in Eukaryota, Fungi, Basidiomycota, Agaricomycetes, Agaricales, Physalacriaceae.
AUGGCGAAAAUAUCUCUUAGGCUUGGGAUCCACAAAUGCGGUCUUGGGCUCGUUUCGCUGAAAAUUGCACAGGGUUUCUUUAUUACUGGACUUAUCCAGACCUUCCGCCGACAUCAAUCCAGAUUAGGGAUCAGACCUUCUCAGCUUCGACGGAAAACCUUGGCCAUACCCGCUGUCCGCCUGUGUAUCGACGAGCAAGGAUGGCAGCAUCUUCGUUUCGCUGCUCGGAAGGAUAAACUCGUUGACGACUCCAUCGUCAAAUUCAAACGUUUCCAUGUGUUGCAGCGAUUGGGACUAAAUAAAGCCUCGGUAUUGCUCAAUUCUAUAGACGAUGCAUUUCUCGUCUCUUUUCCAAAGCGAACGGUGAACAUUCACUUCAGGGAGAAAUGUCGCAUGAAGAUGAUUGUGGAAGAGAUGCCCUGGGUCGAGAGACUGGCUGGACCUGGUGACGAGCGCACGUUCGACUUCGUGGGUCUGAGGAUGGAAAAAACUGACCACUUGGAGCGUUGGCACGGUCUGCCAUUCCCGAUUCCCUCUCUUGGACCUAGCGAUACGGUUCCACCACAUCUUUGGGUUAUCCGUAUUUUUACAGACAAGGGCGAGCAUGAUUUUGGAUCGACUCAAAAUAACGCUCAUAAGAUAUCAUCUUCUGUUUUUAAUGAACGACGUCUUCGUUCCACACCACUCCGCAGCCAUCAUAGCAGCCAUCUCAGGGAUGUCGUGUUAUAUCAAAGAAAGGAGAGCACAUUUCCUAUUCAAAAAUUGAGUUAUGACGUCCGCCGUCACUUCGAGGAGACACUCAUUAUACCUUCCUUCGAGUACGGCGUGGGGAUUGAGUAA